AUGGGACUUCUAUAUAGUACAAACCUGGGGAAGUGGAGAGUCACAAAUUUUUUGGAUGUGCAUAACCAUAAAUUUGUCUCUCCUUUGAAAAGGAUACAAUUGCGGCCUAAUCGAGACAUGCCGGAUGCAACAAAGAAUUUAACAGAGGUUUUCAAUAGGGAAAAUAUUCGAAUAGCAAAAGUUCCUUCAGUCUUUGGUGGGUCAAUUAUAAGUUUCGACAAAAGAAACUGUUAUAAUCAUUUACGCAUGAUCAGGCGUUAUGAGUUGGAAGUUGGAGAUGCUCAAUCAGUUCUCAAUUUUUUUCAGCGUAAGCAAAGAGAAAAUCCUCAAUUUUUCUACUCGGUUCAAGUUGAUGAAGAUGGAAGAGUAGUUAAUUUCUUUUGGGUAGAUGCUAGAUCGCGUAUGGCUUAUGAGCAUUUCGGUGACGUGGUUACAUUUGACACCACGUAUAUGACAAACAAGUAUCAAAUGCCAUUUGCACCAUUUACUGGAGUUAACCAUCACUACGGGUCCACACAGUUCGGGUGUGCACUUCUAUAA
Molecule: messenger RNA, 540 nt
Organism: Papaver somniferum (opium poppy)
Lineage: Eukaryota; Viridiplantae; Streptophyta; Magnoliopsida; Ranunculales; Papaveraceae
Product: protein FAR1-RELATED SEQUENCE 5-like
Exons: 1
Coding region: 1-540 (179 amino acids)
Source: RefSeq, a predicted model, not a curated record